Fulvia fulva is the source of this 810-nucleotide messenger RNA. RefSeq lists its product as uncharacterized. Lineage: Eukaryota; Fungi; Ascomycota; Dothideomycetes; Mycosphaerellales; Mycosphaerellaceae. The transcript is spliced from 2 exons. The coding region runs from base 1 to 810 and encodes 269 amino acids. The record is from RefSeq and is a predicted model, not a curated record.
AUGGCCGACCCAGAGACCGAAGUCGUCAUUCCAGAAGAGGACACUGUCGCAGAUGAGGAGGUGGAAAUGGGCGAAGCUGAAGAUGGCACCGCGCCAGGCGGGUUGGAGGAUAUUGAGCCCAGUGUUCCCACGCGCACCACUUUCCUCGACUACCUUCGCUCGCCAAUCAUCGAGCUGGUCGUAGGCGCAGGCGAUCACACCAACACGCUGAACGCCCACCAAGGACUCCUCGUUCAAUCGCCCUUCUUCGCUCGCGCCGUCGAGCAGUUCUCCGGCAAUGCGCAUCGUCGCGUCGACCUCACAGGCGAUGACAUGGCCGCGACAGCCUCCGUGAUCGAAUACCUGUACAAAGGCGACUACUUCCCCGCCCUCACCGGCAACACCAACCUCGAGUACGACACCUCCGUCCCACAACCAGACACUGAAGGUGUCGGCCUCCUCCGCCAUGCGCGCGUUUACACUCUUGCCCAGAAGUUCGAGCUUCCCGCCCUGUCCGCCAUGGCACACCGCAAGAUCCACCUCACACAGAGCACAGCCAAGGGCGAGAUCGCAUACGCUCGCUUCGUGUACAAGGAGACCUCCGUCGACGACGAGAACAUCCGCAAGCCGGUUGCAACUUUCUGGGCUACGCGCUCGCACGUCCUGCGUCACGAGGCAGAGCAGGAGUUCAAGAGGAUGUGCUUGGAGUUCCCACAAUUCGGUUUCGACGUUCUCAGCUUGGUGCUCGAUGCGCAGGAGAAGAGGUCGCAGAGGACGGAGGGUGGCGGGUCGAGCAGUGGUCCCGGCAGGAAGAGGCAAAGGGUACUAUAA